GUAGAGUGAGGUCACACUCGUUACCGGGGCAGCCAGGAAGCCAGAGUGAAAAAUGUUUGGAAAACCGUAGCUCACGGUACCUGGCCAGCUGCGGUAUGAAGAUUCCCAACAUAUUCUACGAGUAGUCAUUCAUCCUAACGGAGCAGCAAUGUAUCCCAGGUGCGGUAGCUAGGGGCGUACUGGUGGGCACCGGAUAAGCCAGCAUGGGCACGGCUUCGUCUUUGGUGAGCCCUGGGGAAGUGAUAGAGGACGGGUAUGGAGGUGAGGGCGGGGAGGCGUGCGAGAUCCCCGUGGAGGUGAAGCCCAAAGCCCGUCUGCUGCGCAGCUCCUUCCGCCGCGGCCCGCGGGUCAUCGGUGCCAGCUUCAAGUCCACUGGCUCGGUGGACCUGGAGUACGCCGCGGAGUACGAAAGGCUCCGCAAGGAUUACGACAUCUUCCGCGUCAGCAAGAAUAAUGAAAUCACGUCCAUGCAGAAGAAGGAGGCCAAGCUGGACGAGGAAAACAAGCGACUGCGAGCAGAACUGCAGGCACUACAGAAGACCUAUCAGAAAAUACUAAGGGAGAAGGAAAGUGCCCUGGAGGCUAAGUACCAGGCCAUGGAGAGAGCUGCCACCUUUGAGCACGACCGGGACAAGGUCAAGCGGCAGUUCAAAAUUUUCCGUGAGACAAAGGAGAAGGAGAUCCAGGACUUGUUGAGAGCUAAGCGGGAGCUGGAGGCCAAACUCCAGCAGCUGCAGGCCCAGGGCAUCCAGGUCUACGACCCCGCUGACUCCGAUUCUGACGACAACCGCACAGGAGUCACAACUGCAGGAACUCAGUGUGAGUACUGGAGUGGUGGCGUGCUGGGCAGUGAACCCUCCAUGGGAAGCAUGAUGCAACUACAGCAGACGUUCAGAGGACCCGAGUUUGCCCACAGUUUAAUUGACGUGGAGGGUCCGUUUGCUAAUGUCAGCAGAGAUGAUUGGGACACUGCCGUGGCCAGCUUGCUGCAGGUGUCACCACAUGUGUCUCAGGCGCUGUGGAGCAACACUGUACGCUGCUACUUCAUGCACACCCCAGAGACGCAAACCGAAAUGGACAUCUUCAUCAAGAGUUACUCCCCCAGGCUGCAGAAGCUGUGUGAGGGGCUGGGCCACUUCUACCUGAACGUCAGCUUCCCUGAGGAGGGAGCCGGCCGAUAUGCAGCUGAACGCAGGCAGGAGAUCGAGAGGAGCUCCCUGUGUGUCCUGCUGCUCAAGACCUCUGUCAGCAGCUCCCUGGUGGAGGAUGCCGAGGAGGCUUUUGUGAAGAACACGGAGGCCCGUCCCUUGCUGCUGUAUCUAAAUGCAGGGGUGGGGGCCACUCUGACGGGCCCAGCCAAGGAACUGGUAGAGAAGGUGACAGCAGCUGACAAGGCAGGCAAAGUCAAGGUUAUUGACCACAGCGGCCACCCAGAAGAAGGAGCUUCUCUGAUUUACAAUCAUCUGGAGAGGGUCAUUAAACAGGAAUUACUGGGUCACGAGGGAGGGGACGGUGACAGCAAGGACUCGGCAGGGGAGGAAGACCAUGAGGAGGAAGACUACGGAGAUGUUCUGUGGGACCUGCAUGACGAGCAAGAGCAGACUGAGGCUUACCAACAGGCCUCCAGGUCGGCCUCUCAUCAGGGCGUCCAGAAGUAUAUUGAGCACCUGAAUGACAUGGUGGCCGCGCCCCCUCCCAUCCCCCCUCUCCUCGUGUCGGGAGGGCCAGGCUCAGGGAAAUCUCUCCUUUUAGCCAAAUGGAUUGAACUUCAGCAGAAGACAUCUCCUAGUACCCUGAUCCUGUACCAUUUUGUUGGACGGCCACUGUCCACAAGUUCAGAGCCUGUGCUUAUGAUAAAACGGCUUACUGUCAAGCUACUUCAGCACUUCUGGUCCAUAUCGGGCUUGUCGAUGGACCCCUGCAAGAUCCUGGAAGAGUUUCCCCGUUGGCUGGAGAGGCUGUCUUCACGUCACCAAGGCAAUAUCAUCAUCAUCAUCGACUCCAUCGACCAGAUACAGCAAGCAGAGAGGCACAUGAAGUGGCUGAUAGACCCGCUCCCUGUCAACGUGAGGGUGGUGGUGUCAGUCAAUGUGGAGACUUGCCCACAGGCAUGGAGACUCUGGCCAACACUCCACCUGGACCCUCUGAGCCCCAGGGACGUUAAGGCAGUGAUCAACACCGAGUGUUUGGGGGCUGAUAUCAGACUCACGAAGGAGCAGGAGAAGAAGCUGGAGCGGCACUGCCGCUCUGCCUCAGCCUGCAAUGCGCUAUACAUCACUCUGCUGUCCAAGAUCAUUACCAACACCAGGGGAGUGUGGUGCUUGGACGGGGCCCUGGAGCAGUGCCUGCAGUGCCAGGACACCGUGUCCCUGUACAGACUGGGGCUGAGGGUGGUGCUGGACACGCUCGGCACAGACAGGAACAAACACACCACGAGAGAGAUUAUGUGCCUGGUCUGCGUGAGUCACAAUGGUGUCAGUGAAUCAGAGGUGCUGGAGAUGUUUCCGGACCUGAGCUGGCCCCUUCUGUCCUCCGUGCUCCGCAAGCUGCAGAGUCUGUGCAUUGUCACCCUGGGCUGCGGCCUCAUCAGGUUCCAGCACCUGCAGGCCUGGGAAGCUGUGAGACUGGAGUUCAUGGAUGGAGAUGCCAGUUCAUCUGCUCACAGAGAGAGACUGAUCCAGUACUUCAGUCAGCAGCUCAGCAGGGACAGAGUGACGUGGAGGGUGGCAGACGAGCUGCCCUGGCUCUUCCAGCAGCAGGAGGACAAAGUCAAGCUGCAGCGCUGUCUGCUCAACCUGUUCGUCUCCCAGAAUCUCUACAAGAGGGGUCAUUUUUCAGAGCUGCUGGCCUAUUGGCAGUACGUGGGCAAAGACAAGAGCUCCAUGGCCACUGAGUAUUUUGACUCGCUGAAGCACUAUGAGAAGAGCUGUGAGAGUGAGGACAGCAUGACCCGGCUGGCUAACCUGUACGAAACGCUGGGCCGCUUCCUCAAGGACCUGGGCCUCCUCAGUCAGGCUGUGGCACCCCUGCAGAGGUCCCUUGAGAUCCGGGAGACUGCACUGGAUCCGGACCAUCCCAGCGUGGCCCGGUCUCUGCACCAGCUGGCCGGAGUCUACGUCCAGUGGAGGAAGUUCGGCAACGCUGAGCAGCUGUACAAGCAGGCCCUGGAGAUCAGCGAGAACGCCUACGGCUCCGACCACGCCUGCGUCGCCCGCGAGCUUGACUCCCUCGCCCUGCUGUACCAAAAGCAGAACAAGUAUGAGCAAGCUGAGAAACUGAGGAAAAGGUCAUUAAGAAUUCGUCAGAAGACUGCACGUCAGAAAGGAAAUAUGUACGGCUUCACCCUGCUGCGUCGCCGGGCCCUGCAGCUUGAGGAGCUGACCCUGGGCAAGGACACGGCCGACUGCGCCAAGACCCUCAACGAGCUGGGAGUGCUGUACUACCUCCAGAACAACCUGGAAGCGGCGAAGGUCUUCCUGACGCGGUCCCUCGAGAUGCGGCAGCGUGUCCUGGGCCCCGAGCACCCGGACUGCGCCCAGUCGCUCAACAACCUGGCGGCCCUACACUGCGAGCGGCGGGAGUACGAGCGGGCCGAGGAGCUGUACGAGAGCGCGCUGGACAUCCGGCGCCGCGCCCUCGCCCCCGACCACCCUUCCCUCGCCUACACCGUCAAGCACCUCGCCAUGCUCUACAAGCGCAGGGGGAAGCUGGAGAAGGCCGUCCCCCUGUAUGAGCUGGCCCUGGAGAUCCGGGAGAAGUCGUUCGGACCCAAGCACCCCAGCGUGGCCACCGCUCUGGUCAACCUGGCCGUGCUCUACUGCCAACUGAAGAAGCACAGUGAAGCGCUGCCCCUAUACGAGCAAGCCCUGAAAGUCUACGAGGACAGCCUAGGCCGAUCACACCCUCGUGUGGGCGAGACACUCAAAAACCUGGCAGUACUCAGCUAUGAGGAAGGGGACUUUGAGAAGGCGGCGGAGCUGUACAAGCGAGCGAUGGAGAUCAAGGAGGCGGAGCCCUCGCUGGUGUGCGGGAAGGCCCCGUCCCGCCACUCCUCCAGCGGGGACACGUUCAGCCUGCGGGGUCCCGCCCUGCACCCCAACGUCCCCAGGUGACACCCGCCACCGCGCGGCCCAGCCAGUUUUAUUUCGGCGUUACACCACCUGCCGGCUCGUGCAGACUUUGGACACCCGAGGGGCAGGCGUACCUGCCCGGGUGAACACACCUGUAAGGAGCAGACUGCCUGUUAAAUGCCACAUCACUGCCACAUUGCCUCUCAGCCUCUAGGCCAAAUGACAGGAGCGCUGCGGCUCUCCCUAUAUCCCACGAGCACAAUGUCUGGCUUCUCAAAUGAAUCCGUGAUUUGUCAUCGGAGGGCUCCAGAAGUGUUUUGGAAAGUUUUGUGCCACAUGAAAUCAAAUAACAACCAAACUAGUGCAGGGUUCAGAGGUUUUCACAAGCACAAACAGCUGCUACUGCAACUUAGCCACUGGUGCUCAGUGUCUCCGUUCAUAUGAAUAGUGUUGUGACAUGGCCUCGUUCCCUUCACGCUGAGGGUUGGAGAAUGUAUUCCUGUCUUUGUAAGAACUUGUAGCUAUUGGUACUGUUGUUAUGAAUAUUGAAAGUAGUUUGAGGUUGUGACGUGAGCUCUUUGCAGCCCCUAUCAGGAAGUACUCAGGUGAUAGGUCUUUUUCCACCUCCCUCAGACCCAUGCUCUCCAUGACAUUCUUGGAGACAUUUGAUUUUUGCUGCCUCACAGCAAAUACAGCACAUGCUCAGUAUGACAUUACCUUAAAAAAUCAAGCGGUACUUAAAUGC
Messenger RNA from Megalops cyprinoides (Indo-Pacific tarpon), 4815 nucleotides. RefSeq names its product nephronophthisis 3 (gene nphp3). Gene Ontology annotation, molecular function: protein binding. The record is from RefSeq and is a predicted model, not a curated record. The coding region runs from base 204 to 4112 and encodes 1302 amino acids. The transcript has 29 exons. Gene Ontology annotation, biological process: determination of left/right symmetry; kidney development; convergent extension. NCBI's taxonomy places the organism in Eukaryota, Metazoa, Chordata, Actinopteri, Elopiformes, Megalopidae.